Messenger RNA from Microplitis demolitor, 710 nucleotides. RefSeq lists its product as uncharacterized. Gene Ontology annotation, biological process: mitochondrial electron transport, NADH to ubiquinone. NCBI's taxonomy places the organism in Eukaryota, Metazoa, Arthropoda, Insecta, Hymenoptera, Braconidae. The record is from RefSeq and is a predicted model, not a curated record. Bases 136 to 630 code for a protein of 164 amino acids. The transcript is spliced from 2 exons.
GGCGUCAGUUCUGACCCUAGUAACCUCCCAGGACAUAACACGGCAGUAAAGGUGAAAAACUUUUAUUUUUAUUUAACAAGAGAAAAACUUGUUACGAAGAUUUCGGAAUCGUAGCAGUCUUAAAUAAAUCAAAUAAUGAAGAGUGUUGAAUCACAAACUAGUGGGGUGAAACCCAUGCCGAUUGCUGGACGUUUGGUUCGUGAACGAGAACGUCUUUUGGGCAUGACAGAUGAAGAACGAGCAUGGCGUGCUCAAUGGUUAAAAGAUCAACAUCUAGCUCCAGAUGAGCCUGUAUAUAAUCCAGAGUAUUAUAAACAACGUUACAAUCCUAUCAGAAGAUUUUAUCGAGCUCCUCUUGACAAACUUGAAAAUGCCAUAUUACCAAAAUAUGGUCCAGAUGUUGCCUAUUUCUGUCGACAUUUAAUUAGCAAAUCUUUUUUUGGAAUUUUGUUUCUUUAUUCAGCCGUUUAUUAUUUCAAAUACAAUCAAGGUGACUGGACGACAAAAAGUGGGUGGAGGCUUGACAAAUCGAGACCUAUUGUGCUUCCUGAUUUUCCGGGAUAUCCUAAUUAUGAAACUAAAACUGAUCGUGAAUAUGCCAAUUAUGGCUUUGAUAAAUCUCCAAUAUAAAGUUUUUUCAUAACCUUAUGUAUAAAUUGAUAGUGUAUUCAGUAAUUAAAAAUAUUAAUAUAAAAAAUGUCAAAAAUUAA